Molecule: messenger RNA, 3588 nt
Organism: Choloepus didactylus (southern two-toed sloth)
Lineage: Eukaryota; Metazoa; Chordata; Mammalia; Pilosa; Megalonychidae
Gene: BAP1
Product: BRCA1 associated protein 1
Exons: 16
Coding region: 102-2402 (766 amino acids)
Biological process (GO): protein deubiquitination; ubiquitin-dependent protein catabolic process
Cellular component (GO): cytoplasm
Molecular function (GO): cysteine-type deubiquitinase activity
Source: RefSeq, a predicted model, not a curated record
GCCCGUUGUCUGUGUGGUGCUGAGGGGCCCCGGAGGCGGUGGGGGCUUCGGGCGGGGCGGCAGGGCCUGGACAUGGCGCUGGGGGGCCGCUCCGCGGGAAGAUGAAUAAGGGCUGGCUGGAGUUGGAGAGCGACCCGGGCCUCUUCACCCUUCUGGUGGAAGAUUUCGGUAAGAGCCUCCCUAUCCGCAGGACCGGGACUGUGGAGGCCUACUUCUGCGCCUUCCUCGCCCCCUGGCCACGGGCUGCCAUACCCGACCGCUUACCUUUCCUGUUGGCAGGUGUCAAAGGGGUACAGGUGGAGGAGAUCUAUGACCUUCAGAGCAAAUGCCAGGGCCCUGUAUAUGGAUUCAUCUUCCUCUUCAAAUGGAUUGAAGAGCGCCGGUCCCGUCGCAAGGUCUCUACCUUGGUGGAUGAUACGUCCGUGAUUGAUGACGAUAUUGUGAAUAAUAUGUUCUUUGCCCACCAGCUGAUCCCCAACUCUUGUGCCACUCAUGCCCUGCUGAGCGUGCUCCUGAAUUGCAGCAAUGUGGACCUGGGGCCCACCCUGAGUCGCAUGAAGGAUUUCACCAAAGGCUUCAGCCCUGAGAGCAAAGGAUAUGCAAUUGGCAAUGCCCCAGAGUUGGCCAAGGCUCAUAAUAGCCAUGCCAGGCCCGAGCCGCGCCACCUCCCUGAGAAGCAGAAUGGGCUUAGUGCAGUACGGACCAUGGAAGCGUUUCACUUUGUCAGCUAUGUGCCAAUCACAGGUCGGCUCUUUGAGCUGGAUGGACUGAAGGUCUACCCCAUUGACCAUGGGCCUUGGGGGGAGGAUGAGGAGUGGACAGACAAGGCCCGGCGGGUCAUCAUGGAGCGUAUCGGCCUCGCCACUGCAGGGGAGCCCUACCACGACAUCCGCUUCAACCUGAUGGCGGUGGUGCCCGACCGCAGGAUCAAGUAUGAGGCCAGGCUGCACGUGUUGAAGGUGAACCGACAGACAGUGCUGGAGGCCCUGCAGCAGCUGAUUAGGGUUACACAGCCAGAGCUGAUUCAGACCCAUAAGUCUCAAGAGUCACAGCUGCCUGAGGAGUCGAAGCCAGCCAGCAGCAAGUCCCCCUUGGCAUUGGAGGCAAGCAGGGCCCCUGCGGCCUCUGAGGGCACCCACACAGAUGGUGCGGAGGAGGGGGCUGGCUCAUGCCUACCAGCCUCAACUCACAGCCCUCCCAGCAAACCUAAGCUGGUGGUGAAGCCUCCUGGGAGCAGCCUCAAUGGGGUUCCCCCCAACCCCACUCCGAUUGUUCAGCGGUUGCCAGCCUUUCUGGACAAUCACAACUAUGCCAAGUCCCCCAUGCAGGAGGAAGAAGAUCUAGCAGCAGGCAUGGGCCGCAGCCGAGUCCCAGUCCGCCCGGCCCAGCAGUACUCAGAUGAUGAGGACGACUAUGAGGAUGAUGAAGAGGAUGACGUGCAGAACACCAACUCUGCCAUCAGAUACAGGCGGAAGGGGUCAGGGAAGCCAGGGUCCUUGAGUGGCACUGCAGAUGGGCAGCUAUCAGUGCUGCAACCUAACACCAUCAACGUCCUGGCCGAGAAGCUCAAAGAGAGUCAGAAAGACCUCUCAGUUCCUCUGUCCAUCAAGACCAGCAGCGGGGCUGGGAGUCCGGCUGUGGCAGUGCCCAUGCACUCGCAGCCCUCGCCCACGCCCAGCAACGAGAGUACGGACACAGCCUCUGAAAUUGGCAGCGCUUUUAACUCACCACUGCGAUCACCCAUCCGCUCGGCCAACCCGACACGGCCCUCUAGCCCUGUCACCUCCCACAUCUCCAAGGUGCUUUUUGGUGAGGACGACAGCCUACUGCGUGUUGACUGCAUACGCUACAACCGCGCUGUACGCGACCUGGGUCCUUUUAUCAGCACAGGCUUGCUUCAUCUGGCUGAGGAUGGUGUGCUGAGUCCCUUGGCACUGACAGAGGGUGGGAAGGGUUCCUCACCCUCCAUCAGACCAGGCCAAGGCAACCAAGGGUCCAGCAACCCAGAGGAGAAAGAGGUAGGGGAAGCAGUGGACAGCAGAGAGAAGACUGGGCUGGUCAGGCCUGGUGAGCCUGUAAGCGGGGAGAAGUACUCACCCAAGGAGCUGCUGGCACUGCUGAAGUGUGUGGAGGCUGAGAUUGCAAACUAUGAGGCCUGCCUCAAGGAAGAGGUGGAAAAGCGGAAGAAGUUCAAGAUUGAUGACCAGAGAAGGACCCACAACUAUGAUGAGUUCAUCUGCACCUUCAUCUCCAUGCUGGCUCAGGAAGGCAUGCUGGCCAACCUGGUGGAGCAGAAUAUCUCAGUGCGGCGGCGCCAAGGGGUCAGUAUUGGCCGGCUCCACAAACAGCGGAAGCCUGACCGGCGGAAACGCUCACGCCCCUACAAGGCCAAGCGCCAGUGAAGAUUGCUGGCCCUGACUCUUCAGCCUGCUCUUGCCGCAUGGCCCUCACAGUGCCCCCUUCCCUGCCCUGUUCCCCCUUUUCCCAGUAUUAACUGAAUAGUUCCAGCUACGGAGCCCAGGCCCUGGGGGCAGGAGCUGGCCGGGAUUCCCUGCAUUGCACCCCAUGGCAGGGAUGGUCAGCCCUUAGUGCUCAGGAAACAGCAGCUGGAGCUUGGGCACAGCGAUGUGCUGCGGCUGCCUCCACAGCCGGCUGUGGAGCGGUGGGACGUGGCCCUCCUGCCUUAGGCAGCAGAGUAUAUAUUUUAUCUAUCAGAGACAUCUAUUUUUCUGGGCUCCAACAUGUCUUGCCACCACUGUGUUGACAUGGCUGGGAAUGUUUCCCCCUCCUAGCAGCUGUCAUCCUACUGGGCCAGGAUCAUGACUGCAAGGCCCAGCUGGGGCCUGGGUGGGCAUUGGACCCUGCUGCUCUAGCCCCAGCCGCCAGCCUGUUCCUGUUGUGAGGAAGCCAGGCCUACUUUCUUCAUUCCUCCUGGGAGAGCUCCAAACUCAGGGACCUAGCUGUUGGGCUGGAAUUGGGGGUGGGGUUUCCCAGUGGGGGUGGGAUGAGCAGCCUGCUGGGAGUGAACAGAGAAGUGUUUGAGCUGUUUCUAGGUGGGCUUGCUGAGACUGCUCUCUGCAGCAGGGCUCAGGGCUCUUUGCUUUCAGUAUUGUGGUUCUGGCUUUGAGACCACCUUGGGCUCCUGGUCUUUGUUCCUGGAGCCUAGGGGCUCAGAAGAGCCUCUGCCCAGCCCCUCAGUAUUACCAUGUGUCCCUCUUAUUAGGGAUAGCAGAGACAGGGCUGCUUGCAGGAAGCGGGCACCACUCAGCUCUCCCUGCCACACAAGCUUCCUUAAUCUCUGCAGGGCACUCAGGGUUGGGGACGGACCAGAAUUGAGACAACUAGUUGGAACCCCCGAGUCCCUAGAGGGCUUGAUGCUGAGGGGUAACAGGUCCAGCGCUCCCUCUAGAGUACAGGCCCCAAACAGCCCCGUGGUUUUGAAGGUGACCCAAGCAGACCCUUUAUCUGUAUAUAGUGAUUGGGAGAUGGGGCUGGUAGGUGCCUCUCCCUGGGCUGAGCACAGCCUGACCCCUGUGGCCCCUGUAAAUACUGGAUCAGUGGAUGAAUAAAACUCUUAUUAAAUACUAA